AUUUAAAUAUGGUAGAAAAAGAGGACAGUCGACUACAAAACCAAGACAUUUAGGUGUAUAAUCGCUGUAUGAAGCUCCAAAAAUCCUUGUACAGCUUCACACUCUAGUAAUCAAAUAAAUGAAAUAACGGUGUGUUUUUAGAGUAAGUCUUUUAGAGCGCAAUUUCAAACAUGAGCGCCUGGUGCUUCACCUCUGCUGUUUGGAGAUCAGGAUUCCACAGAUACGUAUUACCGCGAAAUAUCCCGCACACUUUAUCUGUAUCCAAUAAAUUUUUUGGAAAUCAACCACUUGCAUACCCAUGUCUAGCUCAAACACGGUCGAUACAAAUUCUACUCUCUAAACCUGAAGUGGAAAGUAAAGUUUUAGCUGUCUGUUCUGCGUUCGAUAAAAUCCAGUCCGAUAAGCUUACGCUUGAUUCUUCGUUUAUCAAAGAUCUCGGUCUUGAUAGUCUGGACCACAUAGAAGUAAUUAUGGAAAUCGAAAAUGAAUUCCGUAAGUUCUUUAAAUCUACAAAAUGUGUUGUUUCUCAUGCAAACGGAGGUUUAGAAUAUUGUCGUUUCUCGAGUGUCGUUAGUCUUAACAUCCGCCGGUAUUCAGACUUGUGCAGUCAGGAAAGAAGGUCUACUGCCUAUGUCGUUCCUUUUCUAGUAUGCUCCUGUAAGUGUCUAGUCUUUACCUAAAUGAGUCAAUUAAAGGUUCGGACACCACUGCUUCGGGUAAAAGGGUUUGAAAUAAGUGAUGUGGACGCCGAAAAAUUGCACACACCCCGUGAUAUUGUGGAACAUGUGUAUCAUUCAAUUAAAAAAGCAGAACCUUCAAAUUAAGAUACUGGUGAAAUAUUAAAACACUUCUAAUUACUACUAAAAACAUUCUAGACCAUAUAUUAUUGUAGAUAUUGUUCUCCUGAACACUCUACUUUUCAAUUUGUGAGUGGUGCUUGAGCUCAUAGAAGAAUAUCUCUAUCUUUCUCCAGAACCUUGUCAUAUUAUAUCACUAGGUCUUCAGUUGAAGUUGUUUCAUAGUAACAUAAAUUUAAAUGUAUAAGGGAAAUCAGUAGUUUGGUUAUGUUAACUUUAAAAAUACUGUCUCAACAUUCGUUGCGCGUAAUGAUGAUUUUUUUUUCAAAUAUGGAUAUGAAACAAAGUUAUAGUUAGCAUACCCUUUGUCGUGAUUAGGUGAAUGAACCUGUAAUAAAAACAAAUUUGGAG
Molecule: messenger RNA, 1208 nt
Organism: Schistosoma intercalatum
Lineage: Eukaryota; Metazoa; Platyhelminthes; Trematoda; Strigeidida; Schistosomatidae
Source: the annotation of a GenBank genome assembly